Octopus sinensis (East Asian common octopus) is the source of this 1971-nucleotide messenger RNA. RefSeq names its product glutathione S-transferase omega-1. Gene Ontology annotation, molecular function: glutathione transferase activity; glutathione dehydrogenase (ascorbate) activity. Gene Ontology annotation, biological process: glutathione metabolic process. The coding region runs from base 281 to 1135 and encodes 284 amino acids. Gene Ontology annotation, cellular component: cytoplasm. Lineage: Eukaryota; Metazoa; Mollusca; Cephalopoda; Octopoda; Octopodidae. The transcript is spliced from 6 exons. The record is from RefSeq and is a predicted model, not a curated record.
CAAGAAGGAACUGGCGUGGUGGCCACAAGAGGAUACAUCUUUUGUUACAGAUCUUCUCGAUUGAAGUUGGCCUACGGCUAAACAACAAGUCGAAACUGCCGACAUUAUGUCUUAGAUGAACUUUGCACCCUCCAUAUGAUAGUAGUGGUAGUGGUGAUGGUAGGAGUAGUAGUAGUUAGCACUCUCGUCUCAACGACAUUAUUGUCGCCCAGGUUAUCAAUGAUCGGGAAGGAGUUAAAAGUAAUUGAGCUGUUAUUAGUGGCUGGUAUGAACAAGUAAUAUGUUCGCGCAAAAUCAAGCUUGUUUUAAGUCAGGCUUGCAGUUUACUGCCAAGGAAGCUCUACGCAAGUUGUCAACAUACGCAAGUAUGGUAACCGAGCAGGCUUAUACAAAAGGAAGCAAAUGUCCUAAACUAGAGCCAGGUACUUUGCGUCUCUACAGUAUGAGGUUCUGUCCUUUUGCUGAAAGAACCAGACUGGUUUUGCAACAUAAACGAGUGAGGCUGUGUAUCAUACCUAGGCAUGAGAUAGUGAACAUCAAUCUCAAACACAAACCAGAUUGGUUCCUCGAAAAAACUCCUAUAGGUCGAGUACCUGUCAUUGAACAUGAUUCCAAGAUUAUCUACGAGUCUAUAAUCUGCAAUGAAUAUCUAGAGAAAAUCUUUCCCAAUCCACCAUUAACUCCCACUGACCCUUAUAGUCAGGCAAAGGAUCAGAUGUUAGUCAGCCUUAUGGACAAGCUAUUAAAAAUCUUUAGGAAGGUAGCUGGAAGACACAAAGGUGAUGAAACCGAUACUUUGAUAAAUAAGAUGGUAAUCCAGCUUCGUUAUUUUGAAGAGGAACUCAAACAACGUGGUGGACCCUUCUUUGGCGGAAAACAAGUCAGUAUGGUUGACUUCAAUCUUUGGCCAUGGUUUGAGAAAAUUAAAGCAAAAGUAGUGACAGACCAAACUAUAGACCAAUUCAUCACCAAAGAAUACCCAUUUCUAUGCCAAUGGAAUGAGAAUAUGUUGCUGCUGCCAGAGGUGAAGGCCACAAGACUUAAUCCCCAGUACUAUGCUGCAUUCAUCAAAAGUUUUGCCAAUGGAGACCCAGAUUAUGACUUUGGUCUCCAACUGAAUAAAAGUAAAUUGUAAAUGAUUUGUAAAUAUGAUGAAUAGAAUUUUUAAAUAAGAUUAUAAAUAAGAUCUUCAGCUGAAUAAACAGUUCUUUGGUUUGGACACUCAAUUUAAAAUAAAAGUUAUUCAAGCUAAAUUAUGUAUCAGAUCUCCAGUUGAAUAAUAGUUAAUUGUUAAGGAUAUGCUAGUGUGAUAUUUAAAGUAUUCAGUUUAGAUUACGAUUUGCAUCUCAAGUCGAAUAAAGAUUUAUUGUAGACAAUUUCUAAAAGUUUAUGAGUGAGGAAUUCAAAAAAAUAAUUUAAACAUUCAAACGUGAUGUUCUAGCUGAAUAAAAGUUUACUUGUGAAUGACUUUUUAAUGGUGAACUAUAAAAUUUUAAAAUUAGAAUUUGAUUUAAGUCCUUAGCUGAAUAUAAUUAAAUUGAACUGGUUUCUAAAUGUGAUGCAGUGAAGUUUUUAAAACUAGGUUAUCAUAAAUGAUCUUUGGGUGAUCUUUUAGAUUUCUAAACUAGAUUAUAUGUGAGACCUAAAGUAGAAUAAAAUAUGGUUUUUAUCCAGAUCAUGGUUAAAGCCAACAGCUAGAUAAGUAUCAGUUUUCAAUUGCUUCUAAGGAUGAUGGAAAAAAGAUUUUAAUCAAAAUCAUUUAUUAAGGAUUUUUACAAGUGAUGCCUAAAGUUAUCAAACCAGUUAAUAAUUUGAGAUUGCAGCUGAAUAAACAAAAAUGCAAAUAAUUUCUAGAAGGCAGAAAAAUUUUAUAAACCAUUUGGAUAAUUUGGGAUAAUAGCCAAGUUUUUUUAUUUGGAAUGUAAAAAUUUUGUACUUGAAAAAUUACAUAAAAUUCCUUGUGUCAGAGUA